Lycium ferocissimum is the source of this 571-nucleotide messenger RNA. Its product is annotated as ubiquitin-fold modifier 1. Gene Ontology annotation, biological process: protein K69-linked ufmylation. Gene Ontology annotation, cellular component: cytoplasm; nucleus. Bases 109 to 393 code for a protein of 94 amino acids. The transcript is spliced from 4 exons. The record is from RefSeq and is a predicted model, not a curated record. NCBI's taxonomy places the organism in Eukaryota, Viridiplantae, Streptophyta, Magnoliopsida, Solanales, Solanaceae.
GCUACAGCACAUCUCGUAAUUCGGGCCGGAAAAAGGCCCAACUAUGAAAAGUUGAAAAUAUAACAACAAAAUCAAAGGCUUCUUCAAACCCAGAAAAAUUUGCAAACAAUGGCGAGUGGUGGUGGAGGAAAAGUGUCGUUCAAAGUCACUCUCACUUCCGAUCCCAAAUUACCAUUCAAAGUUUUUAGCGUACCGGAGGCAGCUCCGUUUACUGCUGUUCUGAAAUUUGCGGCAGAGGAAUUCAAAGUGCCUCCCCAAACAAGCGCUAUUAUCACUAAUGAUGGAGUGGGAAUUAAUCCUCAACAAAGUGCAGGUAACGUCUUUCUUAAACAUGGAUCUGAACUGCGCCUAAUUCCUCGGGAUAGGGUUGGUGCUCUGUCGAUCUCAUUCUGAAUGUUUAGCUCUGUAUUUCAUCUCCUAGGACUGGGAGGGUGGGGAUAUUCUUUCCGGAAUGAGUAGCACAUUAUGUUUAGAUGUCCUCAUCUUUUGAUGUUGUAAUACUAAGUAUAGUUUGAAUAUCAGGUUGAACUGAACAAUAUCUAUAAACAGAAUGAAUAAUGGUUUGUUGAGA